Alligator sinensis (Chinese alligator) is the source of this 5588-nucleotide messenger RNA. RefSeq names its product adaptor related protein complex 4 subunit epsilon 1 (gene AP4E1). Bases 1193 to 4132 code for a protein of 979 amino acids. The record is from RefSeq and is a predicted model, not a curated record. Gene Ontology annotation, cellular component: membrane coat; AP-4 adaptor complex. Lineage: Eukaryota; Metazoa; Chordata; Crocodylia; Alligatoridae. The transcript has 19 exons. Gene Ontology annotation, biological process: receptor-mediated endocytosis; intracellular protein transport. Gene Ontology annotation, molecular function: cargo adaptor activity.
GUGGGGGAACGUUUCUCGGCAAAUUGCUGAGGUGGCUCGGCCAAGCCCUGCCUCUGCUCGCCCAGCUCGGGGAGGCCUGUUUCCUGGGCUGACUGGCUGGCGGGGCCCCAACGCGUGUCCCCCGCGCCAGACUCUGAGCCGACAUUGAGGAAAAGGCGCGGCACUUCCCAGGGGCAGUGGAGUUGUGUAGCGUUGGUUGAACAUGGAAGCGCUGUGCGCCGCUCAUCAAACGUUACUUCGAAAUCUAGAGAAACAUGGGCAACACAGCCUGCUGCAGCACGCUGCGAGCACGCGAGUUGGUUACCUUUGGUCACUGCCCGGCAGCGGCUCAGCCGUAUAGCAGUAGGGGUCAGUAGCCAUAUCUUCAUUCUAAAGUUCUUUAAACCACCAGCCCUUCUGCAUCUUGUCCUUUUUUAUCACUCGUAACAUGGUCCAUAAAGCCACGUGUAAAGCGUCUUUAGGGUUGUCUAGUCAAAUGUUGAUUCUGCAGGGGUAUUAUCUUGUUCUGCCCCAAGCACAGAACCUUGCAUUCUGUGCCGUCGGGCAACUCCUGAUCCUCCUAGGUAGCUGAUUACUUUGUUUAUUUCAUUCUUGAAGCAAGCGGCCCCCGAUCCCCGUCAAAGCCCAGUGCGGCUCUGUCUGAUUACAUCAAGUGGAACCGGCCAUGCCAGGAUGAGCAACUUUUGCUGCUGAUAAAUUGUCAGGGAGUUUUAGCAGUUAAUCCUUUCCAAUCACUGUAAUGAGGCCCAAGCCUCUGUCACGGCCAACAAAGUUGUCUGGAAAUGUCAGAGCUUUAUGGUAGGAAUCUUAAUACAGGGAACAAGGAGACUGGAAGAUUCUCCCAGUCUCCAGCAGUUCCCAGUCUGUGGUACGGGUACCACCAGUGGUGUGCGUUAACAGAUUUAUUAUAAUUAUAUGACAAGAAUUUGCUGGCGGUACUAAAGGUUUUAUCAUUUUAAUUUGGUGGUGUGCAAUCUGCCAGAGUUUGAGAACCACUGAUGUAAAACAUUUUGAGAGAAUUUGAACAGGUUUUCCUUUGCAUUGUUGAGUUUUGUUUAUCCUUUCUUUCACCAUAGUAAUUAUGUAAACUUUAAAAAUGUUUAAUCUUUUAUAGGAAGAAGAGAAAUUAAUCCAGCAGGAACUAACCAACUUGAAAGCAACAGUUUCUGCUCCCACUACAACACUUAGACUGAUGAAAGAAUGUAUGGUGAGACUUAUUUAUUGUGAAAUGCUAGGAUAUGAGUCCUCCUUUGGCUAUAUUCAUGCUAUCAAGUUAGCGCAGCAAGGAAACCUGCUAGAAAAAAGAGUUGGUUACUUGGCUGUUUCUUUGUUUCUCCAUGAAAAUCAUGAAUUGUUGCUUCUGCUUGUUAACACAGUUGUGAAGGACUUGCAGAGCACUAACUUGGUUGAGGUAUGCAUGGCGCUAACUGUUGUCAGCCAGAUCUUUCCACGGGAAAUGAUUCCAGCUGUUCUUCCCCUCAUAGAAGAUAAGCUUCAGCAUUCCAAGGAAAUUAUCCGAAGGAAGGCUGUGCAAGCUCUGUAUAAGUUCUAUCUCAUUGCUCCCAACCAAGUCCAGCACAUCCACGACAAGUUCCGGAAAGCCCUGUGUGACAGAGAUGUUGGAGUUAUGGCUGCCUCUUUGCACAUUUAUCUUCAAAUGAUUAAGGAAAACUCAUCUGGAUAUAAGGACUUAACAGAGAGCUUUGUAACCAUUCUAAAGCAGGUAGUGGGAGGAAAGCUUCCCAUAGACUUCAAUUACCACAGUGUACCAGCACCAUGGUUACAGAUUCAGCUCUUAAGAAUACUGGGGCUGCUAGGAAAAGAUGAUCCAAGGACAAGUGAAUUGAUGUAUGAUGUUCUGGAUGAAUCUUUGAGAAGAGCAGAAAUAAAUCAUAAUAUUACAUAUGCCAUCUUGUUUGAAUGUGUCCAAACAAUUUAUACCAUUCACCCCAAACCUGAUCUGCUUGAGAAGGCUGCCAAAUGCAUUGGGAAGUUUGUUUUGUCACCAAAAAUUAACUUGAAAUAUUUAGGAUUAAAGGCUCUUACCUAUGUUAUCCAGCAGGAUCCUAAUCUGGCACUUCAGCACCAAAUGACAAUAAUUGAAUGUCUAGACCAUCCUGAUCCCAUUAUUAAAAGGGAAACAUUGGAACUUCUUUAUAGAAUUACCAAUGGGCAGAAUGUAACUGUCAUAGUUCAGAAGAUGCUUGACUAUUUAAAACAAAGCAAAGAAGAAUAUACCAUCAUCAACUUAGUGAGUAAAAUUGCUGAAUUAGCUGAAAAAUAUGCACCUGCCAAUGAGUGGUUCAUCCAGACUAUGAAUGCUGUGUUUUCGAUAGGAGGAGAUGUGAUGCACCCUGAUAUUCCAAACAACUUUUUGAGGCUGCUGGCUGAAGGGUUUGAUGAUGAAAAGGAAGAUGAGCAGCUACGGCUUUAUGCUGUUCAAUCAUAUCUUGGUUUAUUGGAGGAGGAAGAUGCCGUUUAUCCUCAGAAAUUUCUUCAGGUUAUGAGUUGGGUUUUGGGGGAGUAUUCCUAUAUUAUAAAUGAUGAGGGUGAUCCAGAAGUCAUUAUGACCAGACUGUGCAAAUUACUGAAGAAGACCUUUGUUACUUCUGAAACCAAAGCCUGGAUUAUGGCUGCAAUCACCAAAAUAGCGUCCCUUAACCGUGGCUCUAAAACAGUUGAUAAACUAAUCCAGGAAUUCAGCACUUCUCUGGAUACCUGCAUGAGGCAAUAUGCCUUUGAAUUAAAACAUCUCUGUGAAGACAAAGAUUUGAUGAAAAACUUGCUUCCACGUGAUGCUAGCUGUAAUGAUAUGGUGGUAGAUGCUUCCUUAUCUUUCCUAGAUGGCUUUGUGGCUGAGGGACUGAGUCGUGGUGCAGCACCAUAUAAACCUCAUCACCAGAGACAGGAGGAGAAGCUUUCCCAGGAAAAAGCUUUGAAUUUUGAACCUUAUGGACUGUCACUUUCUUCAAGCAUGUCGUCUUCUGGCUUCACUGGCAGGCAGUCUCCCACUGGUCUCUCUUUUGGUUCUGACGUGUCUGGUAAUAGCACUGAGAUGGGACAAAAAGAGAUGAGUAGUCUGAAACUUGAUGGUGUGAAGAAAUUAUGGGGAAAAGAUGGCUACCUCCCCAAAAAAGAAAGCAAAACAGGAAAAGAAGAUAAACUGGAGGCUGUACCUCCAGGCAGCACAUUAGGGGGAAACAUGGUUGAUCAUCCUCUGUCAGAAGCUGAUCAAGAAGUUGUCAGCCCCUCAGAGGAGGAAAAAGAGAAGCAGCAGCUAGCAUCAACAUUGUUUGUUGGGCUAGCAUCAAACAAUGCUGUCAGUCUGAUGGGUAAAGCAGACACCACCACUCAAAAAUUCAAAAGAAAAUCAAAAAUAAGUGAAACCCAAAAUAGUGAAGAAGCCCCAAGUAUCCAAUAUGAUGCUACCUUAUCUUUCAGACCUUUGCCUGAAGCACAAUCAAAUGACAAUGAAAACAUUCAGAGCACCGAACAUGUAAGAUUAAGGAAAAGCUCACUGAGUUCUUCAGAAGUUUUGGAAGCUAGCGUCUCAUUUAAGAGACCUCAGUCCCUAACAGAAGCUGGACUGGAUGCAAAACUUCCAGAUUGUAGACUGUCACCAUCAUCUUUGUUUGCUGAUAAUAACAUUGAAGUUUUUCAGCCUUCCCAAGUCAUUCCAUCUGUAGUUGCCAGUAAAGCCUCCUUGAUUCCUUCCUUAUCGGAAGAAUUAGCCAACAACCCUCAUUCAGAAGCAGUAGAGCUUUGUAGCUGUGACACCCUUGCUGUGAACUUGUGUAAAGUUUGGACAGAUGACUGUUUACUGCUUGUCUUGUUUGUUGCCAACAGAAGCUCCUCAGCACUUAAGAAUGUGAAUCUAGUAUUUGAAAAUUCAGAACAUUUUAAGAUUGUUGAAGGCCUUAGCUACCAUUUUCCUGUAAUAAAAGCUCAAAGUCUGGAAAGCUGCCAGAAGUCUGUGCAAAUGGAAAAAAAUUGUAUGCAGGAGAUUCUUGUGGGCUCUCUUAAUUACCAAUUAGAGAUGGAGACUGGCCUUGAAUUUUCAGUGACUUUGUCACUGACAGAUUUUAUCAGGUGGUUGAUUUUUCAUCUAAUUCAGAUGGCUAAUGAACACUAACUUGUCACUGCUCAGCAUCCUAAUGUGUGGAUCCCAGUGAUCAAGAAUGCCACCGUCUCCUGACAGCUUGGCCCCACCACCACAAGUGGUUCUUUUAUUGGGAGUCUCAGUAGAAAGUACAAGGAUUGACUAGAGACCAAGCUGUCAAUAAUUUCUAGCAGUUAUCUAUUGAAAUUAAGAUGUUGGCUUUUACCGCAGGGACAGUGUAAAAAAGUUUGUACAAAAAUGUUUUCUUCCUGGGACUUAGGACUUCAGUCUUCAGAACAAUUAGACAGCUUCAGUGAGCGCUAAAAUGUUUUGGUGUGUUAAAAUUACACACAAAAAGGUUUCUUUAGGUUUCUAUAUUGUUAUCCCUUUUGCUUUUUAAAUGUGUACUUGACACAGUGAGAAGGUUUUAUUCCUGUCGUUAGCAAAGUGAGUAGAAUUUUAAAUUCCUGCUAUUCUUUUACAAGGGUGGCAAAGAUUAGUUAUUUAGGCAUAAAUCUUACUUUUCCUGUUGCCCUUUUUUCAUCAUCUCCUUGAACUCAGCGUUUUAUAUUAAACAGAGAAAAACGUACUUGUCUUAAACAUCUUACUGUAAAAGAUUGACCCUGUUUUAUUCUAUACUGACACUUGCAUUUAGUCUUACUUCCAAACAUCGUGGAAAGUAUGGAAUUCUAGGGCUAAAUAAGGCUAGAGAUGUAGCCUCAAGCAUUUUGGAUAGUAAAGAAAUGUUAGUAUUUUUGAAAGCAGAAGAUGACUUGCAUAUUUUAAGGAUGUGCCCUAAUGUUUGUCGUCUUAAAAGGGUUUAACUACUGGAUUAUUCCAAAUACUGAGUUGCAAGUAAAUUGUGAAGUAGAGUUAAGUACAAAUCCUGUAAGAUCACUGAAUGCCUUUCCAUUUUGGAAUGUUCUCUUGAAAAAUGCAGCAUGCAUUUUCAGUGUAGUUAAUGGAACUGUAGAGACAAAGGGUGAUAAAGGCAUGCUGCUUCAGUAUAAGAUAAAUUAUACAUGCUUAAAAUUGGGUGAGCUUAUUUUAAAUACAGUGAUCCAAAUGGUGUGAAAGAGCUAACAACUUUUACAGUAAAAGAGCUCAUCCUACAUACUUGUCAACUGACAAAGCUUUUAAGUUAGCAGUAGUAGAAAUCCCUUUUUUUUUUUUUUUUUUUUUUCUUUAAAGCAAUCAAUUUCGGUUCUGCUUUUGUAAUGGCAAAUGCUGGGGUUUUCAUUGUAAAAUGACUUUCAGGAGGCUUAUAACCUGACAGUUCCAGCUUUUUUAGAUGGUCAGCAUUAACUUUUUAAAUUUAUUUAUAGAGCUGUAAAAAAGCAAUUCAUGUUCUUUAUAUUGUGGCUGGGGGGGGUGUAUUAAGACAAAGUUGUAUUUUGAUAUUGUUUGCUUUAUUGUUUUAAUGCCCUUUGGAUAUAGUGGCUUCUGGGCAAUCAAAAGCAUGCACAAUAGUAUAGAAGUUUAUUAUUUU